GGCUCUUUCGGAAUCGUUGGCGCUCGGACGGCACAUUUGAGCAAUGGCUGGAACCAGGCACCUUAGCAAGAGUUCGGAUGCCUUUCGAGGACUUUUCGGGAGCGGGUUGCGUCCGCGCUUUCCAAGAGAUGCACGGAUCAUCCCCAUUAUGCAUCACUGGAGAUGUUUAAGCUCUAGUAGGUUCCUUGGUCCUCUAAUUAUGAAUUCCUGCUCUUUCCUGGACUCCAGAUCAAUUAUGAGAAAGCAGGUCCGGCUCUUUCUCAAUCUUGCAGCUCCUCUACUUGGUGCCAAGCGUAUGGAAUACACUGAAAUCCGUCAACUCCCGUACUCUGUUGACCAGAUGUAUGACAUUAUUGCUGAUGUUGACAGCUACCAGCUCUUUGUUCCUUGGUGCAACUGCUCCCGCAUAAUUUCCCAUCACAAAGAAGUCUCCCAGGCUGAACUGGAAGUGGGAUUUCCUCCUGUGGUUGAGCGCUAUGUCUCGGAGAUCUCUUCAGUGCCUCAUUGCCAGAUCCGGGCUGUGAGUAAAGAUGGGCGGUUAUUUCGGCAUCUGGAGACAUUGUGGCAAUUUAAGCCAGGAAACAUGGGACGGCUGGAUUCCUGCACACUCAAAUUUUAUGUCUCCUUUGAAUUCAAAUCCAGCCUCCAUUCGCAACUGGCUAAACUUUUCUUUAAUGAAGUAGUCAAGCAGAUGGCCUCGGCCUUUGAACAGAGAGCAGAGAAGCUGUACAGCACUCGAACGUCAGCCCAGCCACACCAGGCAAUUCACUGUACGUGACGAUGGUCUUGGAAAUACUGAUGUUUGAGUCCACCUUCCUGAUCUCAUAGAACAAAGUCUUCUUUUUGCCCACAUCUGUAUCAUUUCUUGGAUGUUUUUAAUUCAGACAUGACUUUAUUUAUGCCUAUUUACCGUGUAAAAAAAAACUCUCAAAGAUGCACAUUAUUUAAACGAUUCUUCUAUUUUAUUUACAAUAAGAUUAAAUUAUUGGGUAUUUAAUUAUGCUGUUGUAAAGAUGACUCUUUGUUACAGUGGAGACCCCUGACCAUCACUGAAAACCACAAAUAUUAUAAUGGAAUUUUUAAUUAUUUUUGAAACAGAAGUGGUUUUUUUUUAUACUUUAGGUUUUUAAGAAGCAGCAUAUUUAUUGGCCCACUGAAUAAUUUCUUUAAAUGUAAGGAAAACAGGACUAGCUAAGCACAGCCCCUUCAGUGGCAUUUACAGUGUAAGUUCCUAGACUCUCCCUUUCUUUUGUUACGCCUCUCUCCUCUUCUAGGUCACAUGGG
Molecule: messenger RNA, 1284 nt
Organism: Ahaetulla prasina
Lineage: Eukaryota; Metazoa; Chordata; Lepidosauria; Squamata; Colubridae
Product: coenzyme Q-binding protein COQ10 homolog B, mitochondrial-like
Exons: 5
Coding region: 44-778 (244 amino acids)
Biological process (GO): cellular respiration; ubiquinone biosynthetic process
Cellular component (GO): mitochondrion
Molecular function (GO): ubiquinone binding
Source: RefSeq, a predicted model, not a curated record